This is a messenger RNA of Exophiala viscosa, 2516 nucleotides long. Its product is annotated as potassium channel, subfamily K. The record is from RefSeq and is a predicted model, not a curated record. Gene Ontology annotation, biological process: stabilization of membrane potential; potassium ion transmembrane transport. The transcript is spliced from 4 exons. Gene Ontology annotation, molecular function: potassium ion leak channel activity; outward rectifier potassium channel activity. Bases 90 to 2417 code for a protein of 775 amino acids. Lineage: Eukaryota; Fungi; Ascomycota; Eurotiomycetes; Chaetothyriales; Herpotrichiellaceae. Gene Ontology annotation, cellular component: plasma membrane.
UACUACUUUACUCAAUAGCAGUAGGAACAAGGGAUGCGCGCGUCGAGUGUGAAAGAGUCACUUCGCACUAAUCCUCCCCCAACGAUACAAUGAACGACCCUGGCCUUGAUGGACCGAUCGACGAUGCCUACGAUCAGGUCAGAGAAAAUGUCAUCGAAGCCAAGGAUAAAGAGCAUCCUCAGGAUGACAUGGAUGAGGAAGAGGAGGAAAGAAACUUCUUGAUGCCUGCAAGAUGGUGGUAUGCGUCGACCGGAUUCCCUCUCGUUGCCGGCACGUUCGGCCCAAUGGCCAAUGCAUUCAGUGUCUGUGCCUUGGUAGAGAAUUGGAGAGUCUCGAUCCCGCCAGGUGGCACAGAGGAACACGGUAAAGACAUAAAGGACCCAGGAUGGCUCAUUGCUGUGAACGCCGUCUCACUCGUUUGCGCCUUGAUCGCCAACAUGUCACUCCUCCUUAACAUGGCUCGCCGAGUGCCCUUCAAGAUUGCCCAACCCAUAACCAUCCUAGGCUUCUGGUUUGCCUCCGUCCUCCUCAUCGCCCUCGUUGCCGUGGCCGCUCACGACUUCCACGCACCCGGGGUGAAAGAUCAGGCACUAUCCCAAGCAUAUUACUAUGCUAUCUUCGCUGCCGGCCUAUACCAGAUCAUCUCCUAUCUGAUGUGUUGUACCGUGUACGGUGCUUACAAAGGCUACUAUAGCAGGGAAUUCAAGCUCACCGUCGCUCAACGCACGUUGAUGCUGCAAACCAUUGCAUACUUGGUCUAUCUGCUUCUGGGAGCACUGGUGUAUUCCAAAAUCGAAGGGUGGAGGUUUUUGGAUGCUGUGUUUUGGGCCGACUUCACCACUCUCACUAUCGGCAUUGGUGAUGAUUAUACUCCGUCGACUCAUCUGGGUCGAAGCUUAAUCUUUCCGUUCGCCAUUGGUGGUAUCAUCAUUCUGGGUCUUGUGGUCGGGUCGAUCAGAUCACUCAUUUUAGAUAGAGGAAAGAAGAAAAUGUCUGCUCGAUUGACCGAGAAGAGCCGUGCUCGACUGGUCAAGGAGAUCGCGAAAGCCACGCAGAGGAGAGACAAGCAGCGCAAGACCAUCAUGGGUAUCAAAGGAGAUACCGCAGCCGCAUUGCAGGUCAAGCCAGGCGAAGAGAAAAUUGCAGAACUCGACCGAAGGGCUGCCGAGUUUGAGGCCAUGCGGAACGUCCAGGCCCGAGCCGCUACAGAACGCAAGUAUAUGAGCCUUGGGAUCUCCGCCUUUGCAUUUACAUUCUUGUGGACCAUUGGGGCACUCGUUUUCUUCAAGGCAGAGCGGAAUCAGGACUGGAGCUAUUUUGAGGCUUUUUACUUCUCUUACACAACCCUCUUGACUAUCGGAUAUGGAGACUUUCAGCCUAUCAGCAACAGCGGCAAACCCUUCUUUGUGUUUUGGUCAUUGCUGGCCGUACCCUCUUUGACGAUCUUGAUAUCCGAUAUGGGCGAUACUGUUGUCAAAACCAUCAAAGACGUCACCAUCUGGUUGGGUGAGAUUUCUGUCCUGCCUAGCGAUGAGAACAGCACGAAGGAGAGGUUGAAACAUGGUAUCUACAAAGCCACCCUGGGAAAGGCAGCUUCGCCUCACGAGGACGUCGAAAACGGCGCCGACGAGGCUGGUACGUCCGGAUACCAAGAAUUGCACCCCGGCUUAACGAAGCUGUUCAAGAGAGGUGGAGGAAGAAGGCGGCAACCAGAAUCUAGAAAGGAUCGCGCCAACCAAGACCACAUGGCCAAAGACUUUGAGGACGCAGAAAAGAAAGACGAGGGUGAAGCUCGCGACAAAGGAGAUCGCUGGGAAGAGGAUGAACAUCAUUACCGACACGUCCUCAUCAGUGCAAUCCGACGAGUCUACGAAGACACCACAGCAUCGACUCCGAAGGAAUACCGAUAUGACGAAUGGGUAUAUUUCCUGAGGCUGCUGGGCGAGGAUGAGCACGAUGCAUCGGCCCACCGACAUGCCGCGGACAUUGAAAACGAUUUUAGUGGACAUGAUGAUGAUACCACUCAGGCAAAAGCAUUGGAGUUGAGCGGACAAGAAGGUGCGUUCGCAUCGGGGACUGACAAAGCCCCGAACCAGAAAGGAGAGAAAGUCAAAUGGAGCUGGAUUGGCAACCGAAGCCCACUGAUGGGCGACAAGGAAGAAGCUGAAUGGCUUUUGGAAAAGUUGUUCAUUCGACUGGAAGAGAGUCUUCGAGGAGAAGGAAAUGAGAAGGAAGAACAAGUUAAGGGCGAAACAAAGAGGAAUCAUCCGCAAGAGGACGGGACGAACGAGCAGAGAGAAGCGACUGAGAAGCACAUGCAGAGUAAAGAACAGGACAAAGAUCCGGAAGAAAGGAAGAAACACGAGGAAGAAGACGAAGAAGGCUCGAGUGAAAAAACUGUGACAGGCGACGAAUAAUGGCUAGGGUGGUGUUGAGGCAAACAAUGAAGAGUCGGACAAGGCUGACGGCGUUUGGAUGUUCCCAUUUGGGAAGCUUUUGUCGCUAAUGAUCUCCUU